CUUUCCUCGGAGGUCUUCUGUUGCUCAGACCAGAGAGAGAAGAAUGGGAUUCAUCUCGGGGCUCGUCAACGUCGUGGUGGUGCUCUUCUCCUGUUUGGUGGCGGUGGCGGUGCCGCUGAUCGUCGCCCAGAUCUGCCUUCCCGGGUGGCUCUACCCGGCGCCGCUGGUGGAGCUGAAGCAGUGGUAUGGCGAGGUUUUCGGCGACUAUCUGGUGACCGAGAAGCCUCACUUCUUCACCGGCCUCGUGUGGGUCGACAUCGCCUUCGUCUGGCCCCUUUCCUUAGCCAAUGUCUACGGCAUCCUCGCCCGUCGCCCCUGGGUCUCCACCACCUCCCUCAUGGCCGGCGUCUCCACUGCCACCUCUAUGGCUGCUAUAAUGGCGGAGCUUCUGGGUUCAGGCAAAGCAUCGGAGCAGCUGCUUCAAAUUUAUUUUCCUUUUGGGGUUUUUGCCCUUUUAGCAAUUUUGCGCGGACUCUUCUAUCGACCUCGACGUGCCACUUCUACAUCUCAUGCCUCAUCAUCCAGGAAGAAGAGGGCUUAGGCGACCCGCUGCUGCUGUUUGUUAGUGAGGUACUGCUGAGGAUUCUGUCAGAUGUCUUCAUGUCUGAUCAAUCCUUCACUUAACAUCACAAUAAUUUUUUCUCUUAGGAACAAUGGGGAACCUCUAGGUAGUUUGGGCUAUGAAAUUUUCGACUAUUUUGGUGAUAGCUUUUAUGAACGAACAUUUGGUGAUGGAGUUAUAAUCCUUUGUUGCUGGACAUGUAUCGGUUUAGCAUCUAAUUACUCUGCUCUA
This is a messenger RNA of Musa acuminata subsp. malaccensis (wild Malaysian banana), 793 nucleotides long. RefSeq lists its product as uncharacterized. Gene Ontology annotation, cellular component: endoplasmic reticulum. The record is from RefSeq and is a predicted model, not a curated record. Lineage: Eukaryota; Viridiplantae; Streptophyta; Magnoliopsida; Zingiberales; Musaceae.